Magallana angulata is the source of this 1186-nucleotide messenger RNA. RefSeq names its product delta(3,5)-Delta(2,4)-dienoyl-CoA isomerase, mitochondrial-like. The record is from RefSeq and is a predicted model, not a curated record. NCBI's taxonomy places the organism in Eukaryota, Metazoa, Mollusca, Bivalvia, Ostreida, Ostreidae. Gene Ontology annotation, cellular component: mitochondrion. The transcript has 8 exons. The coding region runs from base 68 to 1018 and encodes 316 amino acids. Gene Ontology annotation, molecular function: delta(3,5)-delta(2,4)-dienoyl-CoA isomerase activity.
CAACUAUGUACGACCAUUCAUAAAUGUGACCCUACUUUCAUUUUCACUUUGUUUUAUUUUUUACAACAUGUCCAAAGUUCACUCGUGGCCGUUUCGGUUUCUACGUUCAAGAAACAUUCUUCAAAGAAAAGUCGGUGGUCAUAUACAAUUACUUAUGAGUGAAGCCAGGAAAAUGUCGGAUACAGCUGAGCAAUACAAGUUUGAGACCUUAAAUGUGACACGACCAAGAGAGUUUGUUGUACAAGUGGAGAUGAACAGACCGAAGAAGCUGAAUGCUAUGAAUCGAGCAUUCUGGAGAGAGUGCAGAGAAUGUUUCCAGAAAUUGUCCACAGAUAAGGACUGCAGAGUAGUGGUCCUGUCGGCAGCUGGAAAAGUAUUUACUGCAGGUUUGGACUUGACUGAUAUGUCCGAAAUAGCCAUCAUAUCUAAUCCGGAGCUAGAUGCCAGUAGAAAGGCUUUCAUGGUCCGCAAUACAAUCAAAGACUACCAAGAGACGUUUACAGUGAUUGAAAAAUGUUCCAAACCAGUGAUAGCAGCCAUACACAGUGCCUGUGUAGGGGGAGGAGUGGAUAUGACUUCAGCCUGUGAUAUACGAUACUGUACGGGGGAUGCCUGGUUCCAGAUCAAGGAGGUGGAUGUAGGAUUAGCAGCUGAUGUGGGAACUCUACAGAGAUUUCCAAAAAUUGUGGGAAAUGACAGUUUAGUCAGGGAACUGUGUUUCACUGCAAGAAAAUUCUACAGUGAUGAAGCUAAACAAAUGGGAUUUGUCAGCCGAAUAUUUCAAGACAAAGAGGCCAUGAUGGGAGGAGCAUUAGAUGUAGCAUCUCUGAUUGCAUCAAAAUCACCAGUGGCUGUACAGGGUUCCAAAAUAAGCCUGGUGUACUCUCGAGACCAUGCUGUGCAGGAAGGAUUGGAUCAUGUGGGAUUAUGGAACCAGUCAAUGCUUCAAAGUGAAGAUGUUAUGAAAUCUGUUAUGGCUUCCAUGGAGAAGAAACAACCAACAUUUUCAAAGCUUUGAAUUAAUUAAUACAGUUGUGAUGACAACUUCAUGAAGUUUGAUUUCACUGAUUGAAUGUCAUCUAAUAUUUCAUAUACAUGAACAUAUUGUUGAAUUCUUUUGUAUAAUACUUCUUUUCAUUAUAAGAUAAUUCCUGUACUUUAAUUAACAAUAUGAUGUGAAAAAUGA